Molecule: messenger RNA, 606 nt
Organism: Hibiscus syriacus
Lineage: Eukaryota; Viridiplantae; Streptophyta; Magnoliopsida; Malvales; Malvaceae
Product: cytochrome b5-like
Exons: 3
Coding region: 106-495 (129 amino acids)
Cellular component (GO): intracellular membrane-bounded organelle; membrane
Molecular function (GO): heme binding
Source: RefSeq, a predicted model, not a curated record
GAUAAACUCAUAAAUCUCAUUUUGUAACUCAAUACAGAAGCAACUCUCUCCAUCUAAAUACAAACUUUUAGAUUAAGGCAAAGUGAAGCAAAAUGGGCGGUGCUGAUGGAAAGGUGUUCACUUUGGCUCAAGUCUCUGAGCACAACGAGCGCAAAGACUGUUGGCUCAUCAUCAAUGGUUUAUGACAUGACAAAGUUUUUGGAAGACCACCCUGGUGGUGAUGAAGUGUUAUUAUCAGCAACAGGGAAGGAUGCCACUGGUGAUUUCGAGGAUGUUGGCCAUAGCGAUAGUGCCAGAGACAUGAUGGAUCAAUUCUGUGUCGGAGAGAUCGAUGUCUCGACCAUCCCGAAGAAGACCAAACAUAAACCCUCAACACAGUCUCACUAUAAUCAGGACAAGACAUCUGAGUUCAUUGUCAAGCUCCUUCAGUUCUUGGUUCCCCUCGCCAUCCUGGGUUUGGCGGUCGGAAUCCCCAUCUACACGAAAUCGUUUUAAGAUCCCGUUAUGUUCCCAUCUAUGGUAAUCAUUGAAACUGAUUGUUUUCUGUGUUGUGUAAUCCAUGGUUGCUAGAGGUAAUGGAUGCUGUUUGAAACUCUUUUACUUUUA